AUGUCUAGCCAGCCUCUUCUGCAGACAGCUCCUGGCAAGCGCAUUGCCCUCCCGACCCGUGUCGAGCCCAAAGUCUUCUUUGCCAACGAGCGAACCUUCUUAUCAUGGCUGAACUUCACCGUCAUCCUCGGCGCCCUCGCCAUUGGCAUGCUCAACUUCGGUGACCGGCCCGCCUUCAUCUCGGCCUUCCUCUUCACCGGCGUCGCCAUGCUCACCAUGAUAUAUGCACUGGCGACGUAUCACUGGCGUGCGAAGAGUAUACGGAUUAGAGGCCAGGCCGGCUUCGACGAUCGCUUCGGUCCUACCAUGCUGGCAAUCGUCUUGUUGUUGGCUGUCAUCGUCAACUUUGUCUUGCGAAUAGUCUACUCAGACGGCCAGAACGGAAAGAAGCAUUAG
This is a messenger RNA of Truncatella angustata, 396 nucleotides long. RefSeq lists its product as uncharacterized. The record is from RefSeq and is a predicted model, not a curated record. The transcript is spliced from 2 exons. Lineage: Eukaryota; Fungi; Ascomycota; Sordariomycetes; Amphisphaeriales; Sporocadaceae. Bases 1 to 396 code for a protein of 131 amino acids. Gene Ontology annotation, cellular component: fungal-type vacuole membrane; vacuolar transporter chaperone complex.